Molecule: messenger RNA, 2412 nt
Organism: Panicum virgatum (switchgrass)
Lineage: Eukaryota; Viridiplantae; Streptophyta; Magnoliopsida; Poales; Poaceae
Product: phytochromobilin:ferredoxin oxidoreductase, chloroplastic-like
Exons: 9
Coding region: 1248-2213 (321 amino acids)
Biological process (GO): phytochromobilin biosynthetic process
Molecular function (GO): phytochromobilin:ferredoxin oxidoreductase activity; cobalt ion binding
Source: RefSeq, a predicted model, not a curated record
AUCUCUAGGACUGGGGGAAACCAAAACUUCCCCAGGUGUUUCCAAAGUAGUAUAGUAUUUCUGAAUGAUUACCUUAUAGCCAGGACAGUGGUAGGUUUGUACCUACUCUAAUCACCAACAUAUAUUCCUUGUCAGCAUUUGUUAAUUUUGGGGGAAAAUACUUUAAGAUUGUACUACAUUACAAUCAGAGACUGGAACAUGGACUGGCUAGUGACCACGAAGUGAGGAGGGGAGCUGGGAAUAUUCUUGCGAAGGUGGACGGAACUGAGGGAUUGUUGUUGCGUAGCAAUCAUUGGCAUCAUGGCAACUUGGCAAGAUGGAAUGGAAGUGCCAAUCGAUCUCCAUUUCUUUAUCUUCUGACCGAUCCUGAAUAAAACAGACGAUAAGAUCUGGAUUCAGACAUUCAGUCCAUGUAUUACAUUACAUGCUGCUGGAACGUACAUACUGACGCCGGGACCGAGUGACGCACACGCCGGUCAUAUGAAACUCUGUUGUCAGAAGUAAAACUAAAACGGCCGUUGCUGCUGAUGUUUAUACUCUGCAAUGCAAGGAUUAGAAAGCUGGAGCAGAUGACUUACGUUGGCCACAGGGAAGAAUAGAAAACACGAGCCCUCACAUGCGAGCUCGUGCAGUCGCGAGGUAAAAGAUUGCGAGCGUUACUGAACCAGAAAGAAUAUCCGACACCCUGUCUGCCCAGAUGACGAAGGCCAUGUGCAGUUUACGCGGUGCAAAUCUGCGCCAUCUGGGGGUGCGAGUGUCCACCCGAGCUCGUCAGUUUCAGCAUCAUCACUGCUAGAAGAAAGGUGUGGCUGGCAUGCCUCAGCUCGGAUCGUCGUCGCGUCUUCAUCCUCGCAUCAUGGUGGAUUCAAGGGUAUAAAUCGGUGACCUUUAGAUGUAUCUCCAACCUUUCGAUAUUUGAACAAAAAAGAGUUGGAAAUUGAUAUUUGAAUAAAAGAUGGUUGGAGAUGCACCUAGUGGAUUUGAUCCGCUAUAGGUUGCUAACGACCGUUGAGUCUUCAGACUUCAGUUGGAUGGAACACGGCCAAUGGCAGCGUUCGCUGGUCGUCAGGUUCACGAUGAGCCCAAAUGCCGCAGGCCGGCAGCAGAAUAGAACACGGGCUGGGUUGGGCAGUUGGGCUGCUCUCUGCAAAAGCAUAAUAGUUUUUUUUCCUUGCUUGUAGGCCUUUUGGGGAAAUAUUACGUGACGAAGGCUAACGUAACAGGGGCGUCAGGGCGAAUUUUCCUGGAUGGAAAUGGAAAGCUCCAUCUCCCUGCUCGCGCAUCCCCAACCGUACCACCUCGGAGCUGCAAUGAGCGGCGGCGGCGGAGGAGGCGGAUUGGGCGCCGGCUUCUCGUACCAGAAGUUCAUCCACGUCGCGCUGGAGCGGACCCGCCUCCACACCGCCCUCGCUCCACACCCAUCCCAGGAAAAGUUUAAGUUCAUAAAACCCAAAGAGGAUAACACUGAUAUGUAUGCUCUCUCAUUCAGCGCCCCCAAGAUUAGACUGCUUCGGAGCCUGACAAUUGAGCAGAAAAACUCGAUUCAGGUUCUUGACUUUGCUGCCUUCUCAGAACCUGAAUACGACCUCCCUAUAUUUUGUGCCAAUGCUUUUACAUCUCCUGCACGUAGUAUUGUUGUCUUGGAUCUCAAUCCUUUGUACGACACCACUGAACACGAGGAUUACAGGGAAAAAUACUACAGGAAUUUGAUGCCUCUUAUACACAAGUACAGUGAGCUUCUGCCCUGGGGUGGCAAAAUUACAAGCGAGUCUCUGAGGUUCUUCUCUCCUAUUGUUAUCUGGACAAUACUUGAGCCAACUGAGGCCAACCACAAAGUUCUAUACUCAGCCUUCAUGGAUUACUACAAGGUCUGGCUCGAGUUAAUGGAUGAAGCAGUUCAAGAAACAAGUGUAGAAAAAGUUGAUCAAAAUAGGGAAGCACAACAUAAAUAUCUCACAUGGAGAGCCGAGAAGGAUCCUGGUUAUGCACUGUUAAAAAAGUUGAUUGGUGAAUGUGCUGCCAAGGAUUUGGUGAGAGAAUUCCUGUUUGAAGGAGUCGAUUCGCUCGGGACGAAGUCAUUCUUGGAGUAUUUCCCUGAAUAUGCACAGGAAGAUGGGACGGUAAACAAGAAGCGGAGUAUGAUCGGGAAGUCAUUUGAAUCUCGGGCUUGGGAUGCUCAUGGGAAGUUCAUCGGCGAUGCUGGUGAUGGAUAGCAGCUAGCUGUUCUGCUUCAUCUAGAUACAGCCGCGCUUGUUUCUCCUUGUUGUUCUUGAUAGCUGUUUUGCUUCUGCAAAGCUGGACAUUUCUUUCUCGAAGCUUUCUCGUCGCAUGGCAGACUAGUUCUUGUGUGUUGCACAGACCUGCAAUACCUGUCGUUCCCAAAAAAAAAAAAGACCUGCAAUUCCUGUCGUA